CCUCGCAAUUCGACAUCGGAUCAGAUUCGUCGCCUCCAUCCUGAUCACGACAUAAGACUGGAGGAUUCUCCUCGAGAUUAAGCUCUGAUCCCCGGUCGAUAACCAAAUCCGCACACGCCAGACGGAAUGACUGAAGACUCGCGGAGCAUCGCUCGGGUUUACCCUCAUGUGAACGAAAAGCUGGGUCGAUCGUGGUGGGACUACGACAACUUGUCGGUACAAUGGGGUACCCAGGAUCACUACGAGAUCGUCCGUAAAGUCGGUCGGGGUAAAUACUCUGAAGUUUUCGAAUCCAUCCACCUCCCGUCCUCGUCCAAAUGCAUCGUCAAGGUGCUCAAACCCGUCAAGAAGAAGAAGAUCAAGAGGGAGAUCAAGAUCUUGCAAAACUUGGCCGGCGGGCCGAAUGUCAUCGCGCUCUUGGACGUCGUUAGGGAUCCUCAGAGCAAGACCCCCUCAAUCGUUUCGGAAUACGUCAACAACACCGACUUCAAGACCUUAUACCCCAAAUUUUCCGACUAUGACGUCCGAUUCUACAUCCUCGAGCUGCUGAAAGCGCUCGACUUCUGCCAUUCCAAGGGAAUUAUGCACCGAGACGUCAAGCCUCACAACGUCAUGAUCGACCACGAGAAGAAACAACUCCGACUGAUCGAUUGGGGCUUGGCCGAGUUCUAUCACGCGGGCACGGAAUACAACGUCCGAGUCGCUUCGAGGUACUUCAAGGGACCAGAGUUGCUGGUCGAUUUCCAGGAGUAUGAUUAUAGUCUGGAUAUGUGGAGUUUGGGGUGCAUGUACGCUAGUAUGAUCUUCCGAAAAGAACCUUUCUUCCACGGUCAUGACAACUAUGAUCAGCUCGUCAAGAUCGCCAAGGUCUUGGGAACCGACGAAUUGUUUGCCUACUUGGAAAAGUAUGACAUCGACUUGGACCCCCAGUACGACGAGCUGUUAGGCCGAUACGCUCGAAAGCCGUGGUCGAGGUUCAUCACGAGCGAAAACCAACGAUACAUCUCCAACGAGGCGAUCGACUUCCUGGACAAGCUAUUGCGAUACGACCACCAAGAGAGGUUGACUGCCAAAGAAGCGCAAUCGCACGCCUACUUCACACCCGUCUACGAGUCAGGGCAAGGGAUGCGACUUCAGGGCACGGGACAGUAGUCAAUAAUAGAAAGAUCAGAACUCGGAGAAGCUCGGUGUACGAUUGUUAGAGGUGUCUCGUGGUGUUUCUUUGUUUCACGAUCCGGUUCGAGAGAGAUACAUGAUAUGUUCGACAACACUUGUUUGCCAAUAUCACAUCAGUCGAGGUCUGAGUGGCCGUGCCGAGGA
Molecule: messenger RNA, 1320 nt
Organism: Filobasidium floriforme
Lineage: Eukaryota; Fungi; Basidiomycota; Tremellomycetes; Filobasidiales; Filobasidiaceae
Product: kinase-like domain-containing protein
Exons: 12
Coding region: 127-1152 (341 amino acids)
Biological process (GO): regulation of transcription by RNA polymerase I; protein phosphorylation; regulation of transcription by RNA polymerase III
Cellular component (GO): protein kinase CK2 complex; nucleus; cytosol
Molecular function (GO): protein serine/threonine kinase activity; ATP binding
Source: RefSeq, a predicted model, not a curated record